GCAACAACAGCCUCCUGACCUGUAUGGAAGAUGGGCUGUGGUCCUUCCCCGAGGCCCUGUGUGAGCUCAUGUGCCUAGCUCCUCCCCCAGUACCCCAUGCAGACCUCCAGACCGCCCGUUGUCGAGAGAACAAGCACAAGGUGGGCUCUUUCUGCAAGUACAAGUGCAAACCUGGAUAUCACGUGCCCGGCUCCUCACGGAAGUCAAAGAAACGGGCCUUCAAGACUCAAUGUACGCAAGAUGGGAGCUGGCAAGAGGGAGCUUGUGUUCCCGUGACCUGCGACCCACCUCCGCCAAAAUUCCAUGGGCUCUACCAGUGCACUAAUGGCUUCCAGUUCAACAGCGAGUGUAGGAUCAAGUGUGAAGACAGCGACACCUCCCAGGGUCGUGGGAAUAAUGUCAUCCAUUGCCGGAAAGAUGGCACCUGGAGCGGCUCCUUCUAUGUCUGCCAGGAGAUGCAAGGCCAGUGCUCGGCCCCGAACCAGCUCAACAGCAACCUCAAGCUGCAGUGCCCCGACGGCUAUGCCAUAGGGUCGGAGUGUGCCACCUCGUGCCUGGACCACAACAGCGAGUCCAUCAUUCUGCCAGUGAACGUGACCGUGCGUGACAUCCCCUACUGGCUGAACCCCACUCGGGUGGAGAGAAUUGUCUGCACUGCUGGGCUCAAGUGGUAUCCUCACCCUUCCCUGAUUCACUGUGUCAAAGGCUGUGAGCCCUUCAUGGGAGACAAUUACUGUGAUGCCAUCAACAACCGAGCCUUCUGCAACUACGAUGGUGGGGAUUGUUGCACCUCCACGGUGAAGACCAAAAAGGUUACCCCUUUUCCCAUGUCCUGUGACCUACAAGGUGACUGUGCUUGUCGGGAUCCCCAGGCCCAAGAACACAGCCGGAAAGACCUCCGGAGAUACAGCCACGGCUAA
Messenger RNA from Galeopterus variegatus (Sunda flying lemur), 920 nucleotides. Its product is annotated as pappalysin-1-like. Lineage: Eukaryota; Metazoa; Chordata; Mammalia; Dermoptera; Cynocephalidae. The transcript has 7 exons. The annotation marks the transcript as partial. The record is from RefSeq and is a predicted model, not a curated record.